Messenger RNA from Xyrauchen texanus (razorback sucker), 557 nucleotides. RefSeq names its product transcription factor HES-5-like. Gene Ontology annotation, molecular function: RNA polymerase II cis-regulatory region sequence-specific DNA binding; protein dimerization activity; DNA-binding transcription factor activity, RNA polymerase II-specific. The record is from RefSeq and is a predicted model, not a curated record. Gene Ontology annotation, cellular component: nucleus. Bases 21 to 488 code for a protein of 155 amino acids. Gene Ontology annotation, biological process: regulation of transcription by RNA polymerase II; regulation of neurogenesis; anterior/posterior pattern specification. The transcript has 2 exons. NCBI's taxonomy places the organism in Eukaryota, Metazoa, Chordata, Actinopteri, Cypriniformes, Catostomidae.
CUCUGCACAGAGAUACAGACAUGACACCUACAAUCAUCUCAAAGGAGCAUCUCCCUCUCAACAACAAGUGGAGAAAGCCAAUAGUGGAGAAGAUGCGCAGAGAACGUAUCAACAGCAGCAUUGAGCAGCUCAAGUGUCUUCUGGCUCCAGAGUUCCUCAACCAGCAGUCUGAUUCCAAGCUGGAGAAAGCAGAUAUCCUGGAGAUGACAGUCAGUUUCCUGAGACACCAGCAGUCUGUUCUAGACUCCAGUUCACAUGCUGUCAAUCAAGGCUUCUCCAGGUGUGUCCAUGAGAUUGUGCACUUCCUGUCCAAAGAUGAGAUGAAGACACAGAGCCAGAGAAGACUGCUGAAACACUUCCAGAACCUGCAGACAUCAUGUGAGCAGAACAGGAGGGAAAGUGUCCUGUCUCAGCUGAUCUCCUCAGACCAGAACACCUUCAGUAAAGAGAUGAAUGUCAACAAGAGCAUCAUCUGGAGACCUUGGUAGAACCUGACAUGAACUGAUCAUGUUUGAAUGCACAAAACAAUUAUGUGUCUCGAUUUGAGAAAAGGUGUU